Periophthalmus magnuspinnatus is the source of this 2585-nucleotide messenger RNA. RefSeq names its product tetraspanin-2-like. Lineage: Eukaryota; Metazoa; Chordata; Actinopteri; Gobiiformes; Gobiidae. The transcript has 8 exons. The coding region runs from base 165 to 800 and encodes 211 amino acids. The record is from RefSeq and is a predicted model, not a curated record. Gene Ontology annotation, cellular component: membrane.
GUGCACACGCGCGUUCCCGAGAGCUACAGAGGGGGAGAGAGUCGCUGCCAUUGAUGCUCGGCUCUGGUAGCUCAGGGUGGACCGUUAUUGUCACAUUGCGCUAAGCCGGUGCACUGCGAUUUACGGCCAAAACUAAAGUGAAGGAAGUCAAACAUCCAGCCGCAAUGGGGAAGGUGGAAGGAGGAAUGAAGUGCGUUAAAUAUCUACUGUUCGUGUUCAACUUUAUCUUCUGGAUUAUGGGGUCUUUCGUCCUGGCAGUGGGGCUGUGGCUGCGCUUUGACCCAGAAACUGUGUCACUGCUGAACGGAGACAGGGCUCCAGACACAUUCUUUAUCGGUGUGUACAUCCUGAUUGGUGCUGGCAGUCUGGUGAUGUUGGUGGGUUUCUUCGGUUGCUGUGGAGCUGUUCGGGAGUCUCAGUGUCUGCUUGGCUCUUUUUUUGCCUGUUUGCUCAUUAUCUUCGGAGCCGAGGUGGCUGCUGGAGUCUUUGGGUUCCUCAACAAAGACAAAAUUAUAGAAGAUGUUCAAAGUUAUUACAGAUCAAUUUACAAUGAAAGCAGCAACGGUACAUUGAUCAGCUCCUAUCAGAAUAUACUAAACUGUUGUGGAACCAAAGCUAAUCCCUGCCCUGAUCAAGAACAAGAUAGAAAGGACUGUGAGACAGGAAUCAAAGACUUCUUCAACAGUAAACUGUACAUAAUCGGAUAUGUAGGCAUUGGCAUCGCUGGAGUCAUGAUAAUUGGGAUGAUCUUCAGUAUGGUCCUCUGCUGUGCCAUUCGUAACACCAGAGAGGUCAUCUGAGGACACUGGACCAUUCCUUCAUUCCCAAAAGACAUUGUUUAAAACUUACUUAAUGACCAUAGGGACUCAAAAAUAAACUCUGAAAAGAAGCCAGUUAAGUCAAAAAAUGAAAUUAUAAUUUUAGACUCAAAUGAUUUAUGUUUUUUGAAAUUUGUAAAAUAUUUGUAAAUUAUUUAUUUUCUGAAUUUUCAUUGUGCGCCAAUUCAUAACAAUAAACCUCUUAAUUUUCAGACUUUCUAAGAUUUAGUUACAGGACAUUUGAUAUAUGUACCAGAAGUACCGGUAGUUUUACUUGACAGUCCCCAGAGCCAAAAGUCUUGACAAUAACAUAAGUAACCCCUGUACUUCUCCUUGUUUUGUCCCUGUGAUGUGUAUAAAGUGUUUUUCCUCAUGGCCGUGUGGUUCCUGCCAAAAAACUGUGGGCCUCAUACUCCCACUCCCAGCAUAGUACCACUGCUGCGUCAGGCCCUUUUCACACCAUACUGACACUGACCCCUGGACUGUGGGAAACUCAAGCCCCCAGGAGGAAUCUGAGGUCAAAGGAGCUUAGUUUGCUGUAUCCACUGCAGACCGGGGUGUGUUGUGCUACCUGAGAAUCCAGUCUUAUACAUGUUUGUGUGUGUGUAUAUGUAUGUAUGAGUGUGGAUAUUCACUCAAUUCAUGGGGACUUGCCUUCCUUUUAGGGAUAAAAAUAAGGACCCCAUGAUGUAAAUCCAUCAUUAUUAGAUCACCAACAUUAUUUAAACUUAAAAUAUGUUAAGGUUAGGGUUUAGGCUAAAAUUAGUGAGUGAAACCCAACAUGAGUAGACAGCCAGUUUGUUGCUGUGUUGCCCAAAUAUUAGAUGUAAAAAAAAAUCUAUAAAAAUGCAUGUCAGCUGGCAAAAUUGUGUACACAUUUGCCAAGGUACUGAUUCAACCUCUCACAUUCACGCGCACGCAUACACACACACACAUACGUGCACACACACACGCAAAUUCACUUUAGCAAUUACAAGUAACUAGCUAUUUUAUUGGCUGUUAUAGCUCAUUAUAGACCUUUCCUGAGGUCCACUGGAACCACUGCACAUAUUUGAUUAUUUGCUGUGUUUUGUGCAAAAUGCUAUGAUACAGUUUGCAUAUGUUGGAGUCUUAUGUAAGACAGGUCUUCUUGACAAAUGGAAGAUGCAGAUCAUGUUGCCAUGUUUGCAAUCUAAACAUACACUGCAGGCCAAUCUGCAGCUAAGGAACGAGUUUUAUUUUGUGCCUUAAAAAUAAUUCUAACAACAAAACUAUGUUAAAUUGACCACUUUUGUUGUUCCACUAACUUAAGAGUCAGUAAUACAAUAUGCUGUAUAGAGACUGUGUGAUUUGUGUAGUUCUAUAUUGUUUGUUGUUUUAAGUAACUUGGAGUUGUACAGCUUUGUAGCAUCACAGAUUCACAUUUGGGAUAAUCUUUCUGUGUGCCUUUCUUUGAUAACACUUGUAAACAUAUCGGCAUUUGAACACAACAGAUAAUAGUUUAUACAACGAAUAGCAGUAAGUAGAGUCACGCACAUUGUAGAUAAACCUUGUUACCACUUCACCUUUUAUUAGUAACUGAAGGUUUUGUUGAUCAUAACAAAGGUACAUAACCAUUUCACUGUGUGUAUAUGAAGAGUAUUCUUUAGUUUUGUGUAGGUUUAUCUGACAUAGUGUACUGUACACAGCCAAGCUCUUUGAAGUUGUGUUAAUUUAUUUGUGAUACCAUUCCAAGGUGCUCAGGAUGAAAGUAGAUGUUUGGAAUUAAAUAACGUUUGUAAAACACAA